AUGGCAAGCUCAAUUCUGCGCAUGCGUGCGCUGCACGCCUCCCGCCAAGCGCGCUGCUUCAGCACCACGUCCCGCCAGUAUGCUGCGGAGGUCAAGCAGCUCGGCGUAGUCGGCGCCGGCCAGAUGGGUCUCGGAAUUGCUCUCGUUGCCGCGCAAAGGGCCAAUGUGCCCGUCACCAUCGUGGAUGCCUCGGACAAGGCCCUCUCCAGGGGCCUCGCCUUUGCUGACAAGCUCCUCGCCAAGGAUGUCGCCAAGGAGAGAAUCACAAAGGACCAGGCCACCGAGAUCCGCGCCCGCCUGACCGGCACCACCAAGGUCGACGAUCUCUCCUCGGUCGACUUCGUCAUCGAGGCCGUCCCCGAGAUCCCCCAGCUCAAGUUUGACAUUUUCGCCGACCUCGCGCGCAUCUGCCCGGCGCACGCCAUCCUUGCCACCAACACCUCGUCCAUCUCCAUCACCAAGAUCGCCGCCGCCACCACCGCCGACCCGACCGACACGUCGGCCUCGUCGCGCGUCGUGUCCACGCACUUCAUGAACCCGGUCCCCAUCCAGAAGGGCGUUGAGAUCAUCAGCGGCCUGCAGACCAGCAAGGAGACGCUCGACACCGCCGUCGAAUUCUGCAAGAAGAUGGGCAAGGUCACCUCCGUCUCGGCCGACACGCCGGGCUUCCUGGCCAACCGCAUCCUCAUGCCGUACAUCAACGAGGCUGUCAUCUGCCUCGAGACCAAUGUCGGCGACCGCGACUCCAUCGACGCCAUCAUGAAGAACGGCACCAACGUGCCCAUGGGCCCACUCCAGCUCGCCGACUUCAUCGGCCUCGACACGUGCCUGUCCAUCAUGAAGGUGCUCUACACCGAGACGGGCGACUCCAAGUACCGCCCCAGCGUGCUGCUUGGGAAGAUGGUAGACGCUGGUUGGCUCGGCAAGAAGAGCGGCAAGGGUUUCUACGAAUACUAA
This is a messenger RNA of Cordyceps fumosorosea ARSEF 2679, 957 nucleotides long. RefSeq names its product NAD(P)-binding domain protein. Gene Ontology annotation, molecular function: oxidoreductase activity, acting on the CH-OH group of donors, NAD or NADP as acceptor; NAD+ binding. The transcript has 3 exons. The coding region runs from base 1 to 957 and encodes 318 amino acids. NCBI's taxonomy places the organism in Eukaryota, Fungi, Ascomycota, Sordariomycetes, Hypocreales, Cordycipitaceae. Gene Ontology annotation, biological process: fatty acid metabolic process. The record is from RefSeq and is a predicted model, not a curated record.